AUGCAAUUGUCAAAGGAGUUUGCUAUGAAGGAUUUAGGAGCUGCAAAACAAAUCCUUGGUAUGAUGAUUACCAGAGAUAGAGCCAAAUGUUUCUUGAAGCUAUCCCAAGAAGAAUAUGUGAAGAAAGUACUCAAUAGGUUCAACAUAGAUGGAGCAAAGCUAGUAAGUACCCCUUUGGUUAAUCAUUUUAAACUAUCUAAAUAUCUGUCACCUAAAACAGAGCAUGAGCGAGACUAUAUGGCUAAGGCACCCUAUGCAUCAGCGAUUGAUAGUCUUAUGUAUGCCAUGGUGUGUACAAGGCCAGACAUAGCACAUGUAGUGGGAGUUGUGAGUAGGUACAUGAGCAAUCAAGGAAAGCAACAUUGGGAAGCAGUAAAGUGGAUUAUCAGAUAUUUGAAAGGUACUACAAAUUCAGCAUUAUGA
Molecule: messenger RNA, 423 nt
Organism: Pistacia vera
Lineage: Eukaryota; Viridiplantae; Streptophyta; Magnoliopsida; Sapindales; Anacardiaceae
Product: retrovirus-related Pol polyprotein from transposon TNT 1-94
Exons: 1
Coding region: 1-423 (140 amino acids)
Source: RefSeq, a predicted model, not a curated record